AUGGAAGAGAAAGAAAAAAUAGAGAAUAUAAAUAUGAUAAAAGAAACAAUUUUUGGUUUACCCAAUAGCAUUAUUUUAAAAAUAAUACAUAACAACACAAACCUGAAAAAUUACAAGAUAAGAAAAGAAGCAGUUACUACUUUAGGACGAUGUUUGUCUAUGUUCAUUUUAUACAUAACUGAUGGUGCCAUAGAACAUUGUGAAAGUGAAAAGAGAAAUACAAUUUUUGUUCGUGAUAUUUUAAAUUCGUUAGAUGAUUCAUUAUUUCUUGACAUACACGAUGAAUUAAAAGGACAAAUAGCUAUUCAAGAAGAAAAUAAUAAAAAGGAAAAUUCCAAAGAGGUUAAAAAUAGUACCAAAGCAGACAACACUUGUAUUUCAGGCAAGACACAAGUUGAUACAAAUGAAAUUAACAAACAUGAUGACUUUGACAUACUGCUACAAGCCCUUGAGUAA
Molecule: messenger RNA, 456 nt
Organism: Plasmodium gonderi
Lineage: Eukaryota; Apicomplexa; Aconoidasida; Haemosporida; Plasmodiidae
Product: transcription factor
Exons: 1
Coding region: 1-456 (151 amino acids)
Biological process (GO): heterochromatin formation; leading strand elongation; DNA damage response
Cellular component (GO): epsilon DNA polymerase complex; CHRAC
Molecular function (GO): chromatin DNA binding; protein heterodimerization activity
Source: RefSeq, a predicted model, not a curated record